AUGCCAGGCAACUCCUCAAACACAAACACAAAUCCUAUCAAACUUUCACCUCUAAAACAUGGUGCCCAAAUAUCCAUUAAACUUUUUGCGUCCAACUUUUUCGCUUGGCGCCGCCAAAUCAAUUCACUACUUGCUAGCAUGAAAUGCAUAGGCUACAUCACCGGCAAAGUCGAACCACAAUCUGAGAUGAUCACCACCAAUGGCAUCUCAACAAACAAUCCUUCCUAUGAAGAUUGGUUCGCUAAUGAUCAACUUAUCGUUAGCUUUCUACUCGCUUCCAUGAAUGAACGCGAUAGCAUUGCCUUCUCUUCAUGUGACACUGCUCAUCAACUAUGGCUGGCCAUUGAAGCCAAGUAUGCAAAUCCAUCACGAGCUCAUGUGAUGUCUCUCAAAAACCAACUGCAGAGAAGCCGUAAAGGCUCUCAAACUGUCACUGAAUUUUUAUUUCAGGUGAAAAGAAUCGCUGAUGAACUAGCAGUCUUGGAUGCUACAAUCCCAGAUGACGACAUCACUCUCUAUGUACUCAACGGUCUUGGAUCAGAUUAUCGUGACAUCGCUGCUUCCAUCCGAACUAGAGAACGCUCCUUCACCUUUGAAGAGUUACACAACCAUCUCAUUGCACAUGAAGAAUUCCUGCAGAAAGAAGAUGCACCUGCAGAUGUUACUGUCCCAACAACAAACUUCCAUCAGCGAAAUGAAUCUCGGAAUUUUCGUGGACAUUCAUUCCACCCGACGCAGUCAUCCCCACGCCACCAAAAUGCAUCAAACAACCAUAGUACAAAUCGGCCUCUCUAUCAAGGACCAUCGAGGAACCAACACCAUUUCAAUCAUCGAGCGAAUCUCCCACCUCCACGCUGCCAAUUAUGUAACUUUCUUGGACAUAUAGCCAAAUAUUGCCCACAACUUAUGCAAUCCAGCCCUACUGCUAAUUAUGUUGCUGCAAAUGCAAACUGGAUCCUUGACAGUGGAGCCAAUCAUCACAUCACUGCAGACUUGAACAACUUAAGUCUUCACUCAAACUACGAAGGCCCUGACUCGGUCACAAUUGGAGACGGCUCAGGAUCUCAAGACAGGGGCGACGUUAAUGUGCGGUCCAACUAG
This is a messenger RNA of Vicia faba (fava bean), 1101 nucleotides long. NCBI's taxonomy places the organism in Eukaryota, Viridiplantae, Streptophyta, Magnoliopsida, Fabales, Fabaceae. The record is from the annotation of a GenBank genome assembly.